Pseudomyrmex gracilis is the source of this 1807-nucleotide messenger RNA. RefSeq lists its product as uncharacterized. The record is from RefSeq and is a predicted model, not a curated record. The transcript is spliced from 8 exons. Lineage: Eukaryota; Metazoa; Arthropoda; Insecta; Hymenoptera; Formicidae. The coding region runs from base 872 to 1669 and encodes 265 amino acids.
UUCACAUAAAGAUGGCGACACGUGUGUUGUCAACUUUUGUUUUAGCAGAAAAACUAAAUAAAUGUCAGACUAUUGGAAGAAUUUGGAAAGCGUAGAGGUCAUAAAAUGCUUACUCGUUAACCACUUUUAUUGUGACGAAUGUAUAACCAACCGAGUAGAAGUGUAUAGAGACUUGAGUCUAGGAUCUGGCAUCAUUGCCAUAAUUGCAAAGAAGUAUAUCAUAAGGGUACCAGCGUACGGACUUACAUCACUGAACCAUAUCUGCAUCAAUUUACACAAGUAGAGCGGAGUUGUUUGAAACGUUUGCGUGGUUUUCGACAUAACUCCAAAUCAGAAAUCAGUAAACUUAAUCAGAUAAGAAAACAGCACUCAAACAUUGUGCGUUGGUUCUGGUAAACAUUUAGUUUUUUGUUUUAAACGCUUAUAUCUUCGAAACUACUAGAGGUUUUUCCAAUUUGUUUUAAUCGACGCAGAAUCAGUCCAAUAAUAAAAUUGGAAAAAUAUUGAUUUUUUGUGGAGAUAUUUGAUUUUAAAGUCGCGUGAGUCUCACAGAUCCAGUUUGUCUGAUUCUAUAUACACAUACAGGAUGUCUCGUAAGUCAGGAAUGGCAAGUGCUCGGGAGCAAAAGUACCAGGCUGGACCAUCCAGGAUACACCAUGUAGAGGAGCCCUUAGCAUCCUCCAACAGAGAUGAGGACUCCAAAGUUUGUCACUUGUGGGGCAGCCGAUAAUUGCCGGAACACUGCUCGUAGGCAGAUAGAAGAAAUUAUUUUGAAUCAAAAAGUCCUAUAUCACUUUGCAAGAUUCGCAAUGAUUAACGAGAUGUUAAUUAAUAAAGAUCCGCGAAUGGGCGUGCAUCCACGUUAUCUGAAAUGAAUUUAAAUAAGGAUAUUAAACAAGCAACGGUGCUUAAAAAAGCAAAAACUAAACCUAAGUUUUAUCUCUUGAAAGAACCAAGUCAAGCUAAUAAAGAUCGACAAAUGAAUGAAAGACAAGUACCAACGCCAAAAAACCUAAAUAUAUUAGAAGAUACUUGUGUUGAUAAUACUAUUUGUGAUACUACCUUGCCAUAUAAUACAGUAGGAAAUCAUAACAUUGCUGUUUCUAUUAGAGAGGUAAAUGGUGGCCAAGAUCUUUCAAACCAACAAAUGAUAGAAGAUUGGGUGAAAAAUAUCAGCAGGAACAACAUCAAAGAAAUACAUUCUCCAAGUCUUUCUGAAGAUAUUAGUACAUGUUUUAACUCUCCGGAAGUUCCAAAUUGGACUGAUAAUCAUCGCCAUGAUGUUUCAAAGCAUAAAUUUCUAAAAAAUGCAGCAUUUAUGGGCCUUGUAAGAUGCAAUAUAAUUUCAGUGGAAGAUUUGAUUUGUCCAAGCUAUGGAAAUAUUUCAUCUGGAACUAAUGAGGAGAAAGAGGAAGAAAACGUGUACGAAUUUGAAUAUCAAGUAGAAGCAGUUCCUCAUGAAGAAGACUCUGAGGUUUUUGUUCAUCCUUUACAAAAAGGAUUGGAUGAAAAACAAUACAGUCAUGUAGACUUUUCGCUACCACGCCUCGCCAAGAAGAAAAGAUUAACUCCUCAAGAAUAUUACGUCCUUACAACCGACGAAAAGUUCUUUGAAUUUAAAAAAGAGUCGAAUUUAGAAAAGAAAUCAUCUAAGAAAAACAGUAUAUAAAUACGGAGAAUAUUGAGUUACAUGUCACUCAUGUGUGACAUGUAACUCAAAAUUCUCAGUGUUAAGCCUGUUCUACAUUGAUCGCAAGCGCAAACGCAAGGAACAGGUCUCGUAGAAUUGACUAAUCGUAUUGAUCAA